GUGGAUUUUGUUCGGUUACUUUUAACACGGUCUAUGUAUUAAUUCUGAUAGCUUAAGAACUCGAAGAAAAUUUAAAAUAAAUUUUAAAAGUCGAAAACCAAAAACAAGUACCGUGUUUCCCUUGAAGGAAACACAUUGGAACAUGAGUAUGGCUUAUGGCCUCUUCCCGAAACUAAACUACCAGGAGACGAUCGACCAAAGGUUUGUUUAGUUAUUUGCAUGGGUUUUUUUUCAUCCUAAAAGUUAUCUCAUCUAUUGUAAUUUGUAUCAUAUACAAUCAAUUGACAAAAAUAUUUUUCUGAAGACGGUCAAAUUACUUGUAUUUAAAAAGUUUAACAAAAUGCAAACCGCUUAUGGCUAUUUUUUUUAAACAGUUUAUUGUAUUUUUUAUUGUUUUGGAAUUUUUUUCUUAUUAUCCCAUUCUCGAUACAUAAAGUAUUUUUUACAAUACAGGCUAUUGUUUCUUUAUUUACUUUUUAUCAUCAAAUAAAUUAUAAUAAAUACAAUUACAAGUACUAAAUUUCUCAAUGAGCACAGUGAACAUGUUUUGUAGCGUCAAGCUACCAAGACAUACAUUUUUUUAUUUGUGUAUUUUUAUUUGCGUCAGCCAUAGCAGCUGGAUGGCAAGAAAAAAGACGGUCGUCAAAAGUAUAGUUUAAUAGCUUUUGACUAAUGCCACCGAUUAUUCGACUGUUAAUAAAUAUUUCGCUAUUUUCCACAAUAAUUGUUCCAAAAUCGAUUGCAUUAAAAAAAAGUCACAUAUGUCUUUACGAAUCAUUUACUACUGAAUGAAUUCAAUUGUAUAGUUUAACUUUAACAAAAAAGGUUUUUUUGUUUUACACGUACCUAAGCAAAUUUCGGUUAGGUAUUUAACAAAAAUAUGCAUUUUAAAAUUGUUGUUCUUUUCUCGGUGUUAAACUUCUUUACGGCAACAUGGAGUUUUGGAUUAGGCCUCCGCCACAUAAACGGAUUAAUCGAUAUUUCCGAAAACUUCUGUAUAAAUAAUCGAAUGAUCGAGACGUAUUUUGUUAGUGAGGGCAUUACAAAUAGUGAUCAAAUAACUACACUCAAAAGAAACUUGGACGAAGAUACAACCUUGUCGGAGUUUUUGAUAUCGUUGGCCUAUUGUAAUAAAGGAACUUUCAGCUUUGCGGAAAAAAGUUUAUCAACAUAUGAAGUAAAACUUUUUGUAAGAAUGUUCGUAGCACAAGAUAAAAAAGGUAAACAUGACGGAUUCCUUAACCGAUAUGAACUACAAAAGCUAAUUGGAAAAGGUUUUAAUCUAAAAAAAAACAUUAAGAAGCUAAUAAAGAGCGAAUUUAAAGAUAAAAAACGAAUUCAUGUACUAACGUACUUGGCGGUAAUAUUGAAACAUAAACCAUUGGGCAGUGGUCUGGACGAGGAACAAAUAGACGAAUGCCACAUUUUAUGUGACAGCUAUGACCAAUUCCUAGAUUCUGAAUAUCAACAACAUUUAUUUGGCUCGUUAAAACAUAUUGUGUCCAAAAAGUACGUUAAUGAUCUAUUAGAUAUCCACCAUGUCCACCCGGCUCCUCUUGAGUUAAAAGAGCUCGUAAUCUUUUGGGCGGAAUAUAAUGAAGCUGGUGUUAAAGUACCUUUUUUAACUACGGAAGAGGUCAGGAAUGCCAUGGCGCAGUUCACUAAAUUUGACCAAGACAAAGACGGACUACUCAACUUUGAGGAAUUUUCAAAUUUGGUAGUUGAAGAAUACUCCGAUCCAGAUGCUAAAGCCUUAAUUAAGACAUUUAAUCCUCUAAAGUCUCGUUUGAUGUGCGCUGUAAUGUUCUUGAAAGUGAAAUUGUUGAAUGACGUUCCAAGAAAAACAUUAGCAAUGCUUUGGGAUGAUGACAAAUGAUACUGAACACAAAACAUUUAUUUUCUAACUAUACUUGAUAUUUACUUACAACGUACGAGUGUACUAAAAUGUAGUUUUGUUUCUUUUUUAAAUUUCAAUGAUAUAUCUUAGUUUUAAUUAUUAUUAUUAUUAAAUACAUA
Molecule: messenger RNA, 2016 nt
Organism: Adelges cooleyi (spruce gall adelgid)
Lineage: Eukaryota; Metazoa; Arthropoda; Insecta; Hemiptera; Adelgidae
Exons: 9
Coding region: 881-1876 (331 amino acids)
Molecular function (GO): calcium ion binding
Source: RefSeq, a predicted model, not a curated record